UCUCCUCACUUGGGAGCGCGCCUCAUCUCGGGAGCGCGCAUGAAAGAUCCAAGGACAGAGCGGCGGGCGCGUGAGCAUCGGGUCACCUGAAAGUCCUCCGCCAUCAAGAACCCGACCAGAACCAGGAGAACCUGAUCCAGUUUGACCUCUGGGGGUGGGGGGUGGGGGGAAUGAUCUGAACCAACAGAACCAGGCGGAACCGGAUCAGAGCCUCACUCUGGAAAAAAAAAAAAAAUCAAAACAAGGCAUCUCGGAACCGACCUGGACCGGAACCUCCCCGCGUCAUUCUGACAGAAACGAGGCGCCGAACCGGAGCGUGACCCGCCUGAUCCAGACUGGGAGGGGUACCGAGCAGACGGUGGAUCAACAGGACGGAACCAGAAGCAGGGUCUACAGCCGGACCAUGGAGCUGCGCGGCGUGCUGCUGCUGGCUGUGCUGCACUGCUGCUCAGUGGCGCUGUGCGGCUGCGAGCCCCGCCUGGUCAACGUGGGUGCUGUCCUGAGUCAGAAACGCUAUGAGCAGGUGUUCAAGGAGGCGGUGAGUCAGGCCAACGCUCUGUACGGGAAGGACAAGUUCAAGAUGAACGCCAUCUCUGUGACGCACAAGCCCAACGCCAUCCAGAUGGCGCUGUCCGUCUGCGAGGACCUCAUCUCCAACCAGGUUUAUGCCAUCCUGGUAAGCCAUCCUCCACAGCCCAAUGAUCACUUGACCCCCACUCCGGUGUCCUACACGGCCGGGUUCUACCGUAUCCCAGUGGUCGGCCUGACGACGCGCAUGUCCAUCUACUCUGACAAGAGCAUCCACCUGUCUUUCCUGAGGACAGUGCCCCCAUACUCCCACCAGGCACAGGUCUGGUUCGACCUGAUGAGAGAGUUCAGAUGGAACCACAUCAUCCUGAUCGUCAGCGACGACCAUGAGGGCCGAGCCGCCCAGAAGAAGCUUGAGACGCUGUUGGAGGAGCGUGAGACCAAGACUAAAAACAGGAACUAUGAAAACCUCGACCAACAGAACUUUGACUUCAGGAGAACUCCCAAGGCUGAGAAGGUGCUGCUGUUCACCCAGGAUACCAACCUGACUGCGUUGCUGCUGGAGGCUAAAGACCUGGAGGCUCGAGUCAUUAUCCUGUCAGCCAGCGAGGAUGAAGCUGCUGCUGUGUACAAAGCGGCCCGGCAGCUUAAUAUGACCGGUUCUGGCUACGUCUGGCUGGUGGGAGAGCGGGAGAUGAGCGGGAAAGCUUUAAGCGAAGCUCCUGAUGGCUUGCUGGGUCUUCAGCUGAUCAACGGGAAGAACGAGUCGGCUCACAUCACGGACGCCGUGGCCGUGGUUGCUCAGUCUCUGCAGGAGCUGUUUGAGAAGGAGAACAUCACAGAGCCUCCUCGAGGCUGCGUGGGGAACACCAACAUCUGGAGAACCGGGCCGCUCUUCAAACGGGUGCUGAUGUCAUCAAAGUACCCAGACGGCCUCACAGGACGGAUUGAGUUUAACGACGACGGCGACCGCCGCUUUGCCACCUACAGCAUCCUGAACCACCAGAAAGCAGGUCGAGUCGUCCAGGUUGGAGUCUUCAACGGCACGCAGGUGGUGAUGAACCCUCAGAGGAAGAUCAUCUGGCCUGGAGGAGAGACGGAGAAACCUGUUGGAUACCAGAUGUCCACCAGGCUGAAGAUUGUGACCAUUCACCAGGAGCCAUUUGUUUACGUGAAGCCAACGAAGAGCGAUGGGACGUGUAAAGAAGAGUACACGGUGAACGGAGUUCUGAUCAAGAAGGUGAUCUGCACCGGACCCAACGGGACCAUCCCAGGUCAGCCCACUGUCCCUCAGUGCUGCUACGGUUUCUGCAUCGACCUGCUCAUCAAGCUGGCCAUGAGCAUGAACUUCACCUACGAGGUUCACCUGGUGGCUGAUGGAAAGUUUGGCACACAGGAGCGAGUGAACAACAGCAACAAGAAGGAGUGGAACGGGAUGAUGGGGGAGCUGCUGGGCGGCCUAGCUGACAUGAUCGUGGCUCCCCUCACCAUCAACAACGAGCGUGCUCAGUACAUCGAAUUCUCCAAACCCUUCAAGUACCAGGGGCUCACCAUCCUCGUCAAGAAGGAAAUCCCUCGCAGCACUCUGGACUCGUUCAUGCAGCCGUUCCAGAGCACACUGUGGCUGUUAGUCGGUCUGUCGGUCCAUGUGGUGGCAGUGAUGCUUUACCUAUUGGACCGGUUCAGCCCGUUUGGAAGGUUCAAAGUUAACAGUGAAGAAGAAGAAGAAGACGCCCUCACCCUUUCCUCCGCCAUGUGGUUCUCGUGGGGAGUUCUGCUGAACUCUGGGAUCGGAGAAGGAGCUCCCAGGAGCUUCUCCGCCCGGAUCCUGGGGAUGGUGUGGGCCGGAUUCGCCAUGAUCAUCGUAGCAUCAUACACCGCCAACCUGGCAGCCUUCCUUGUGCUGGACCGGCCUGAGGAGCGCAUCACUGGCAUCAAUGACCCCAGGCUGCGUAACCCAUCAGAUAAGUUCAUCUACGCCACAGUGAAGCAGAGCUCGGUGGAUAUCUACUUCAGACGGCAGGUGGAGCUGAGCACCAUGUACCGGCACAUGGAGAAACACAACUACGAGAGUGCCGCUGAGGCCAUCCAGGCCGUCCGAGACAACAAGCUGCACGCCUUCAUCUGGGACAGCGCCGUGCUGGAGUUCGAGGCGUCACAAAAGUGCGACCUGGUGACGACGGGGGAGCUUUUCUUCCGCUCUGGUUUUGGGAUCGGCAUGAGGAAAGACAGUCCUUGGAAGCAGAACGUGUCUUUGGCCAUCCUCAGCUCUCAUGAGAACGGCUUCAUGGAAGACCUGGAUAAGACCUGGGUCCGAUACCAGGAGUGUGACUCCAGGAGCAACGCGCCUGCCACCCUAACCUUCGAGAACAUGGCAGGUGUGUUCAUGCUGGUCGCUGGCGGCAUCGUGGCAGGGAUCUUCCUCAUCUUCAUCGAGAUCGCCUACAAGCGUCAUAAAGACGCCCGCAGGAAGCAGAUGCAGCUGGCCUUCGCUGCCGUCAAUGUGUGGAGGAAGAACCUGCAGGAUAGGAAAAGUGGUAGAGCAGAGCCCGAGCCCCAAACCUCUUUUAGGUCCAUCACUUCGACCUCCGACCUCAAACGCCGUUUGGCCCCCGGGGACCCCACGCCGUACCCGACGGACAUCACCGGCCAGCUCAACCUAUCGGAUCCAUCCGUCAGCACCGUGGUCUGAGAGGCGCCGGGUCCAAACGGGCCUCAUUGCUGUUGCUGAGCCACACACACAGCUGUGUUUCCAUGACUUAUGGGGACCUGUCAUUGACUUACAUUCAUUUUAAACGGCCUAACCCACCUAAUAAGGACAUAGGUCCCCAUGAUGUGACUGUAAACAGUCCCCACAUCGCCGUUAAAACAAGCGCCCCCUCCCACACACACACACACACACCACCCACCCGCCUUGCUCCGCCCACAGCUUCCUGGAACCAGAUGGUCUUUUAUUUUGAAAGAACUUCUGAUCUCUCCGGC
Molecule: messenger RNA, 3510 nt
Organism: Cyprinodon tularosa
Lineage: Eukaryota; Metazoa; Chordata; Actinopteri; Cyprinodontiformes; Cyprinodontidae
Product: glutamate receptor ionotropic, NMDA 1-like
Exons: 22
Coding region: 404-3220 (938 amino acids)
Biological process (GO): ionotropic glutamate receptor signaling pathway; chemical synaptic transmission; regulation of membrane potential
Cellular component (GO): neuron projection; NMDA selective glutamate receptor complex; plasma membrane
Molecular function (GO): NMDA glutamate receptor activity
Source: RefSeq, a predicted model, not a curated record